GGAGGCAGAAAUAGUAAUUGUAUACCCUCACAGACUGCGACAUAUAGCUCGAAGCAAAACAAUUUACCUUCACUGCAUUUCUUUUUCAGUCGCAAUAUGACUGCAGAUACUAAAUGGCAAAAAGAUGCAUCCGAUCAGAACUUCGACUACAUGUUCAAGUUGCUCAUCAUAGGUAAUUCCAGCGUAGGAAAAACUAGCUUCUUAUUCCGAUACGCCGAUGAUUCGUUUACGUCUGCAUUUGUGUCGACGGUUGGAAUUGAUUUUAAGGUGAAAACCGUCUUUCGUCACGAUAAGCGAGUAAAACUACAAAUUUGGGAUACAGCCGGUCAAGAGAGGUAUCGCACAAUCACCACAGCAUAUUAUCGAGGUGCAAUGGGUUUUAUUCUGAUGUACGAUAUUACAAAUGAAGAAAGUUUCAACUCUGUUCAAGAUUGGGUCACACAGAUAAAAACCUACUCCUGGGAUAACGCGCAGGUAAUUCUAGUAGGUAACAAAUGCGACAUGGAGGAUGAACGAGUAAUAUCCUUUGAACGUGGCAAACAACUAGCGGAUCAGCUGGGAGUGGAGUUUUUCGAAACAUCCGCAAAGGAAAACAUCAACGUUAAGAAUGUUUUUGAAAGGCUUGUAGACAUAAUUUGUGACAAGAUGUCGGAGAGCUUAGACUCAGAUCCAGCUCUAGUUGCGGGUGGCCCAAAGGGGCAACGAUUAACGGACCAACCACAGGGCCCACCAAACGCCAACUGCAACUGCUAAAACGACAAAUUGUGGCUUUCAGCAGCAAAUCACCGAAACGAAUGAAGAAAACACACGAUUGCACAUUUAUUACAGUAGGAUACCCCCAAACACACCUAUAUUUGUCGUUAGAAAUUUCAACAAAACGUAAGUAUGUGUGUGGUACACUGAAAAUUGGAACGAAUUCUAGAUUGGAAAAUUAAAAAAAAAACAUUUUGAUUAUCGUCACUACAUACAACAUAACGUGUCAUUCGUGACAUCCUGGCGUUGGAGAUCGAACCCAGCCUAUAUGCAUGGUUUGUAAGGACGAUACCAGCUACAACUGGGCUGACGCCUGGUUAGAAGAAUUAUUCAUAUCGUAAGGCAUACAAUGCUAGAUUGGUGUUAUUUCGAAUACGUUUGAUCUUUAUUUGCAUUCUGAGCAUAUCGAUUAUGCGCUGCUUCUGCACAAUGCCAUUACUGAUAGAUUUUAAUGUUAGGUUUUGUUCACCAAAGCAUGAAGCAUCAAUCGCAGCUGUCUGAAAACAGUUUUUCUGAAUGUAUUAAGGAAAUAAAAGAGAACCAUAGUUUUGUUGUAGAGAAAGCACUUAUUUACUGACACAAUACGAAUGGAAUGUUGUUCUAGAGUAGACAAUAAACAUAAUGGAAGGCCGAACUGUUCUGACAAACUAUCAUAGGCAUAUUGGGUUCUAUUGAAAUGAAAUAAAAAUAGUAUUUAUAUUAAAAUAUCUACGCCGAAACCAGAACAUUACACAAUCAGCACAUAGACAGUUGGAAAUGUGAAUUUGUAACAAGUAAACAGAGACUCGCAUUUGUCCAAAGAAUUAGUUAAAU
Messenger RNA from Sabethes cyaneus, 1566 nucleotides. RefSeq names its product ras-related protein Rab-3 (gene Rab3). The record is from RefSeq and is a predicted model, not a curated record. NCBI's taxonomy places the organism in Eukaryota, Metazoa, Arthropoda, Insecta, Diptera, Culicidae. Gene Ontology annotation, cellular component: synaptic vesicle; endosome; plasma membrane. Gene Ontology annotation, biological process: protein secretion; protein localization to plasma membrane; regulation of exocytosis. Gene Ontology annotation, molecular function: GTPase activity; GTP binding. The transcript is spliced from 5 exons. Bases 97 to 753 code for a protein of 218 amino acids.